UUGAAUUAAGAUUAAAAAUUUUAAAUGUGCAUUAUAAAUAUUUUAACUGAAACUCAUAUAAGAGUAAAUUAGAAGUUUUAGGUUAUGUAAUUGAGAUAAUGGAAGACUCCUCUAUUUCUACUUUUAAAAUAAUCUUAGCCUUAGGUUUUGGAAUUUUGCAUCGAUGGCAUGUAUCAACAUUAUUUGAAAAUGAAAGACAUUUUUCUCAUCUGUCAGAAUUGGAAAGGGAAAUGUCUUUUCGAACAGAAAUGGGAUUUUAUUAUUCCUACUAUAAAACUCUGACAGAAUCUGAAAGUUUUUUAGAAGGUAUGGAUAGAAUAAAUCAUGAUAAUCUUUCACAAUAUCCACAAAUUACCAAUGCAGAAAAAAAAUAUAAUCUUGUUCCAGAGAUCAAUAUUGCUAUGUUUUAUCAUAUUCUAAAAUACUUGGGAUUUAUGCCAAAGCCACUUUGUUGGCAGAUUGAACGAGAUGAGGGCUUAUCUGUUAUUAUAAGUUGCGAAGGUCUAGGAGUGCCAAUGUACUUUUAUUUAGAAUUUGUAUGGAUAUUUACACUAGUUACUGGAGCCAUAGUUUUCCUUUACUCUACAAAUCUCAGUGGCUCUAUUUCAGGAGGCUUAAUAGCUAUAGCUUCAUUUUUCUUUAAUCACGAUGAGUGCACCAGGGUACAAUGGACUCCUCCUUUACGCGAAAGCUUUGCUUACCCAUCACAUCUCUUGCAAAUGUAUAUUUUAUCAAUGAUCUUAAAAAGAAAGAAAGUGCCACAACAUUUUAGUGAAAAUUCCGAUCUUGUUAUAUUAAUAUCUUUUUGCUUAGUGAGUUGGCAAUUUUCACCAUUCGUAUUUAUAACUCAAACAAUAGCUAUGCUCAUUCUUAAAUGGUUAAGAAUAAUAGAUAAUAAAAUGUAUUCAUACUAUUUUAUGAUACACCUUUUAUCAGUUGGCGUAUCAAUUAUUAUAAAAAAGAGUUUUUUUUUAUUAAAUUCAUUCCAUUUAGCUUUGUUGGUUGUGAGUUAUGGUUGGUCAGAAUUGAGUCGCGUUUUAUCCCAUAAAUUUGAUUUCAGAACACUCACACUUUUAGAAAUAACUGGUACUCUAUUUUUUACAAAAUUAUGGAAGAUAUUAUUUAUAAAUUCGUCUGAUUAUGAACACAUCGUUAACAUACUUAGAUCGAAAGUCACAAAUUAUAAAGAUUUUCAUACAAUGCUUUAUACAUGUGCAGCAGAAUUUGAUUUCCUGAAAUAUCAAACGUAUGAAACUCUUAUCAAAACAUAUCUACUACCCACUUUCAUUCUAGCAGGUGUUUUGGUUCUUUAUUAUUGGUACAGAAAUCUUCAAACGCAAGGCUUUCCAAAUUGCAUAGAACCAGAUAUAGCAUAUAAUAUUUUGCAAACUGCAGCUUUCACUAUAAUGGCAGUGUUUAUUAUGAGAUUGAAAUUAUUUAUGACUCCACACAUAUGUAUAUUUGCUGGACUAGCGUGUAGCAAAAGAUAUUUGGAUAAAUUAGGUAUUAAGAAGGAAAUAACACAACGUAUGCUUAUUACACUCGUACUUGCUAUUAUGUCAUAUAAUGGCAUACAACGAUUUAUGAAACAGCGAGAAAUUGUUGGAGAGUAUAGUAAUGUAGAUCAAGAAGAAUUGUUCGAAUGGGUACAAGCAAAGACUCCAAAAACAGCUGUUUUUGCUGGUAAAAUGUCGUUAAUGGCAAAUCUCAUGUUGUCAACAAGAAGGCCAAUAGUGAAUAAUCCAUAUUAUGAGGACAAAGAAAUGCGCGAUAGGACAAAAAAAGUUUAUGAAAUCUUUAGUAGAAAAUCUGUUUCCGAGGUUCAUGAAACUUUGAAAAAAUUGCAGGUUGAUUAUCUUAUUAUAGAAGAGGCAAUUUGUUACGGACGUGGAUACUGGAAACCGGGUUGUAAAAUGCUUGAUCUCUGGGAUCUAGAUGAUGAAGGAAAUGCAAAAAAGGAAAAAAAAGUGCCUGUGUGUCCGAUACUUUUCCGCGGUAAUGCACAUCCAUUUCAUCGAGUUUACGAAAAUCGCAGUUACGCUGUACUGCAGCUGAACUAUACCAAAUAUAUAGAAUAUAUACCAAAUAAUAAUUUUUUAUACAUUGCCAUUGCAAUAGUAAAUGUUUAA
Molecule: messenger RNA, 2129 nt
Organism: Ceratosolen solmsi marchali
Lineage: Eukaryota; Metazoa; Arthropoda; Insecta; Hymenoptera; Agaonidae
Product: probable C-mannosyltransferase DPY19L1
Exons: 10
Coding region: 99-2129 (676 amino acids)
Cellular component (GO): nuclear inner membrane
Molecular function (GO): mannosyltransferase activity
Source: RefSeq, a predicted model, not a curated record